Fragaria vesca subsp. vesca is the source of this 1685-nucleotide messenger RNA. Its product is annotated as protein DGCR14 homolog. The record is from RefSeq and is a predicted model, not a curated record. Bases 1 to 1497 code for a protein of 498 amino acids. Lineage: Eukaryota; Viridiplantae; Streptophyta; Magnoliopsida; Rosales; Rosaceae. The transcript has a single exon. Gene Ontology annotation, cellular component: catalytic step 2 spliceosome.
AUGCUCGGCACUCCAGGUCGCUCCCCGCGCCACCUCUCCUCCCCUUCCCCCUCCGCAAUUUCCGAUUACACCCUCCAAACCCCCACACCCUCCUCCUCCUCCGCCGCCGCAGCCCCCAAAAACCCCAGAAGCGCUGCCUACCCCAAGGUCCUCGACGAAGACACCUACGUGGCCGUCAUCGAGCGCAUCAUCGAGCGCGACUUCUUCCCCGACCUCGCCAAGCUCCGCGACCGCCACGACUGGCUGGAGGCCGUCAAGACCCGCGACCCGGUCCGGAUCCGAGACGCCCAGUUACAGAUCAUCGAGCGCCGCGGCAACAAGGUAAGCCGUUCUUCAAACCCUAGCGCCACCAAAACCCCCGGCUCCACUUUCCUCCGUAGCUGCACUCCUCUAGAUGAUUUCGAUAACAAAACCCCCCAAACCCCCGCCGCGAUUCCCGCCGCUGUUGACUCCGGCGAAGCCGCCAUUGAGGACUCGUUGAGUUUGGACCAGUUUGUUAGGAGGUACACCAGUGAGGAUAAUGAUAGCUUUUCGAAGAUUCUAGAGAAGGAGAAUAGGAAGAGGAAGGAGAGGUAUGAUUAUUUGUUGGAAGGCGAAAAUUCGGAGGAUGUGAAGGCCAUUGAGGAUGUAAAGAGGGAUAGGAUUACGGAUGGUUACGGGACUUCGGAUCAGCCACCGAGUACAUUGGAAGGGUGGAACUAUACGGCCAAGAAUCUGUUAAUGUACCAUCCUGCUGAUAGGGGCGAGGCUCCGUUGACGUUGGAGGAGCGGUCGGUGAGGAUGAAGAGCUUGGAGAAGGAGAUUAAUCGGACGAAUACGAGGUUUCAUGGGAAGAUGAUGGACAGGCCGAAAGAGGAAGGGAGCUUUGAGGUGCUGUAUGCUCCGGUUGUGGGGGGAACCCCGGUUAUUAUGGAUAGAGAUGGGGAUAAGUUGAAGAAGUAUGAUUUGGAUGAUUUGAGGAAGACUCCGAAUCCGUUUUAUGUGGAGUCGGAGAAGAAAGCAGACAAUGGGUAUAGUUUUGUGAAGACGCCGUCCCCUGCACCAGGUGUUGAUGAAUCCCCGUUUAUAACGUGGGGUGAGAUUGAAGGGACGCCUCUGAGGUUGGAGCCUGAGGACACUCCUCUUGAUAUUGGUGGGAGUGGAGGACCUCAUUAUAGGAUCCCAUGCCCGGCUUCAAGAGACGAGAAGGCUUACUCACUGUCAAGGGUAGCUGCACGGAAAUUGAGGGAAAGAGAGAGAUUGUUUCCGAAGCCACCUUUGCCAUCGCCAUCUAGAGCUGGCAGUGCCAGUCCAAGUGUGCGUACACUGUCUCCUGCUGCCCAGAAGUUUGUAAGGAAUGCAAUUGCCAAGUCUUCAUCUACUGUUGAUGAAACUCUUCGGGCCAGUUACAGAGGUGCAAGUCCUGGUUUGGCUACCCCUAAAGGUGGUAGGAGUGUAUCAAGGUUUAGUACUAUGAAAUCAAGAUCACCUUCUGCAAGGGAGGGCUCACCUUGGUAAUUUGUAGUUCUUUUUGUUUGAUGUAUCAUCUCAGCGAUUACUCUUGUAUUUGGCAUAAAUAAGCCUUCUGUUUUGAACUACAUAUGUAAAAAUUCAACUGUUUUUCCUUUUAUUGACAAGGAGUUCAUUGUCUGGUUUAAGCCGUUUAACAGGGAAGAGUUGCUCUGUUGCUACUCCAUAAUUCACUA